Triticum dicoccoides is the source of this 1308-nucleotide messenger RNA. Its product is annotated as peroxidase 12-like. NCBI's taxonomy places the organism in Eukaryota, Viridiplantae, Streptophyta, Magnoliopsida, Poales, Poaceae. The record is from RefSeq and is a predicted model, not a curated record. Gene Ontology annotation, biological process: hydrogen peroxide catabolic process; response to oxidative stress. The coding region runs from base 41 to 1096 and encodes 351 amino acids. The transcript has 4 exons. Gene Ontology annotation, molecular function: peroxidase activity; heme binding.
CAUAAACAAGUCACAGAGCUAGCUAGGGUAAAGGAACGUAAUGGCAUGGAAGGCAUCGAUGUUGGCCAUGCUGGGCUUGGUUGCCGCGCUGCUGUCGUAUCCGACAGCCCUGUCCAUGGCGGAGGCGUCGUUGAUCUCCAUGCCAACGGAAGAUGUUCACCGUGGUCAUGCUCCGGUAGUGUUCCUAGCAGAAAGCCUCACCCCGGACUACUACGCCGACUCUUGCCCGGAUGUGCGGGGCCUUGUGCGCUCCGCCGUGGGCGAAGCGCUCCAGAAGGAUAUCGCCCUCGCCGCCGGGCUCAUCCGCCUCUUCUACCACGACUGCUUCCCUCAGGGCUGCGAUGCGUCCAUCCUUCUGGCGGGAGCAGAGAGUGAGCUACAGAUGUGGCCGAACAGGUUUCUGCAGCGGGCUGCCGUGCAGCUCAUCGAUGACAUCCGCAUCAAGGUGCACCAUGCCUGCGGGCCCGUUGUCUCUUGCGCCGAUAUCAUGGCGCUCGCAACCCAUGAUGCCGUACUCAAGUCCGGGGGCCAAUCCUACCUCGUACCGCUCGGUCGCCUCGACAGCCUGGAACCCGCCCCACUGAGCACCGUCAGUGAGCUCCCGCUCCCCACCUUCAACAUCUCCCAGCUCAUCGAGGCCUUCGAGAGCCGCAGCCUCGACGUGACUGACCUCGUAGCGCUCUCCGGCGCGCACACCAUCGGAGGGGCUCACUGCACCUCCUAUGCCGACCGCUUUGCCGGAGAGGCCAACUCCAACGAGUUCGUCCGGAUGCUCCUGCACAACUGCACCACCGGCGACAUAAGAGACAAGCAGGACCUCGACGUGACAACCCCGAACAAGUUCGACGACAAGUACUUUGGCAACCUGGAGGCGGGGAAGGGGGUGCUCAACUCCGACAUGCAGCUCCUCCAUGACCCCCGCGCCAUGGAGCUCGUCAAAGGCAUCGCGGAAAACCAGUGGUGGUUCUGGAACGAGUUCGACACCUCCAUCAAGAAGCUGGGGCAGCUGCAGGGGCCCCAAGGAAACGCCGGUGAGGUCCGCACCAUCAGCUGCUCCGUGCCUAACUACAAGAGCAGCAACGUCGGUGAGGUCUGACCAGCUUGCGAGUUGGUCUAGAUUAUAUCAUAUAAUGCGUCGUACGUACGUUCACCGAAAGUUGUUUGUGUAAUAAUGUCUAGCUUGUUGCUAGCUACGUACUUACUAUACUACUAUGUACUAUGUAUGUACGUACGUACAUUGUAUCUAUGUUGUUUACUAUCAUUAUUUCCAUUGUCUAAUAAGAUGCAUGGAUCUAAUAAUAACGGGUG